This is a messenger RNA of Symbiodinium natans, 2232 nucleotides long. Lineage: Eukaryota; Dinophyceae; Suessiales; Symbiodiniaceae. The record is from the annotation of a GenBank genome assembly.
AUGGCGCCAAGAAGAAGAGCCGGACCAGAAGAAGAGGAGGACGAGGAGGACGCCUUCGGAAGUGCGGGUUCGCACAUUUCCGAGAGCGAGCCCAGUGAGGACGAGAAGGAGAAAGCAGAAAAGCCCACUAAGGAGACCGAGGAAACAGCGGCGCCCGCUGAGAAGGCCUCGGAGGGCUUCGAAGAGGCAGAGGCCAAGGAGACCCCGGCCCAGCCGGCCGAGGUCUCGAAGGCCACGGAGGAGGAAGAAGGCCAGGCCCCUGAGGCCCAGGAGGCCCCUGAGCAGGAGGCCCAAGAGGCCCAGGAGGCGCGGGAGGCCCGGGAGGCGAAGGAGGCCCGGAAGAAGGCGCGGAAGGCCAAGAAGAAGGCCAAGGAGGCUGAGGAGGGCGAAGAGGAGGAGGCCUACGAGGAUGGUGAAGAUCCUGAUGAUGAAGACGGCGCGGCGGGAGAGCGCAAAGCUGGGAAGGAGUACGAGCAGUCCUGGUACAAGGCAAACAUCCGUAAGCAUCAUCACCUCGACAUGCUUUCCCAACCAUGGACGGCCUCUGUGGUGCCGGCUACACCGGUGGCUGCGACGAUAGAGAGGUGCGCUCGACGAGGCCACAGUCGGAUCCUGGGGGCCACUGCUGCUCCCGUGCUUUCUUCAGUUUCCUCCUUGCUCUUCUGGCGCGGAGCGUCUCGGAGCCGGGCUGCGUCAGCUGCGUCAGGGCGCGCAGACCUCGGGCGGAGGCCUCCCAAGCGAUGGCUGCACUCGGGCGAUCCAAAGGUGGGCACGAAGUUGCGAGGGACUGUCAAAGACAUUUUUGAGUCCUAUGCGCUGCUGGACGUUGGGCUGGACACCGAUGCGACGCUACAUGCGAGCAGGAUCCUCCCCGAAGGAGGGGCCAUCGAAGAGGAGCUCCAUAUAGGACAGGAGGUCGAAGUCUGGAUAUGUGGCAUACGGCCGCUCUCCUACAAAGUCAAAGAAGGCGUAUCAUGGAAGAUCGAGGCGCGGCUCGAGGUGACCAUGCUCGAUCCGACCACGCAGCUCAGCUCGGAUGUGUCCGAGUUCCGCCAACUCCCGCCCAAGGCCUUGCUUUCGGCCACGGUCACGCGCAUCGAGCCCUACGGGAUCAUCGUGAAAGUGAGAUCCCCCACAGGUGGCGUGCCUGUGCAAGGCUUCGUGCACGUCUCCGAGAUCCGCGAGGGUUACGUGGAGCAUCCCCAGGAUGAGGUUGAGGUCGGCCAGGAGGUCGCGGUGAGCAUCGUGCGCAUCGACGGGAAGUUCGGUCGGCUGCGGCUCACCAUGAAGCUGCCGGAAGUUCCACGCGACAACCGGUACUUUCUGCACGACGACCGCCAGGCCGAUGAUGAGGGCGACGAGAAGGAGGACGAUGAGGCCAAGAAAGAGGACAAAAAGGAGAAGCGCGAGGAGCGUCGAGGGGACAAGCCGUCGCCGGACGACGAGGGCAAGUGGGUUCACGACAAGUACUUUGAGCUCUUAGAGGAGAAGCCCAGGGCAAAAGCACCGCUGGGGUGGUCGCGCGGGCAGAAGGAGGAUGACGACCACGGCGAUUGGUACAACUCCGGUUCGCGCCAGGGGCGAGCACGAACUCUGAAGUCCUGGAUACCGAAGAUGCCCGAGUCGAAGGACAAGUGGGAGGAGGAGUGGGAAGAUGACAGCAAGUGGAAGGAGAAGAAGUGGAGCAACGACAAGCAUGACAAGUACGACAAGUACGACAAGUACGACAAGCCCGACAAGCGCAGCAAGCGCGACAAGUACGAUGAAUAUGACGAGUACGACGAGUAUGACGAGUCGGAAUCAUGGGAGCGAGACAGAAAAGGCGGAUCACGCUCCAAGGAUGGUUGGUCAGGUUGGUCCUCUGGUGGCGGCGGCAAAAGCAGCGGCAAGGGCCGACGGAAGGCCUACGACGAUGAUGAGUGGGAAGAGGAGGAGGACUGGCGCGAUGACCGUUGGAACACCAGCUCCAGCAAGAAUGGGUACAACGACAGAAGCAAAGGGGGCCGCUCGCGACGCGAUGACGGAGACGAUUGGGAGAAGAAGCGCGGCUACGAUGACUACGACUAUGAAGAGGACAAGGGCAGGAAAUGGGACCAUGACGACCGCGGCGGCCGGGACGACGGCGGCCGGCGGAGUCGUGGCUCCUGGUCCACCUCCUGGGGCAACGAUCGCGAAGAAGAGAGCCGACCCAGCCGAAGGGGGGUCACCCGUUACUCCCAGAUGACCUUCUGA